AAUCUUCUUUUACCCUCUUUUGCAAAGUCGAUUUUUUCUAUAAAGUCAGCAAACGUCGAAGUUAGGCCACCAGCAACAGAUAGGCGCAUGCAGAUUAACAAAUUACCAGCUGCAGGUGUUGCUGUUUUUGUAGGAAUGACCCGUGUCAUUCACAACCACCCGAAUGCACACGAGCUCUUGUUUUGUCCUGAAGAAACGACGUCUUCAGAGGAAUGAUGAGGUUUGUUAGCCUGCAGAUUUAACGGAAGCUAAUCCCUAGUUUAGCAAAUCCAUUAGCGCGUAUCAUGGCAAUUGGCAAAUGGAGCCUGUUGCUGAUUUUGAUUUGGAAUAGUGGUUGGGAUUUUGGAGAUUUCCGGGCAAGAAUCUGGAGGCAGUGAAAGGUUCCGGUGGGCAUCGCCGCCUUGGGACCCCGACCAAUUCUUGGCUUCUGGAUGAUUCGAAGAAAAUGAGCAAACCUCUCGAACGCCUCGCCGGCAUUGAGCUCUGGUGUACGGCGGCGCCGGCGACCUGCCGGCGACGGGUCGCCGGCGUCGUGGAGGAACGCACGAAUGAGAAGUUGAAAACGCCUUGGUUUCUUUUGGUUUUUAUUACGAGAAGGGCGUAGUAGUAGUUGUUACGUUAAGCGACAAAGUUUGAUAAAUAAUCUCUAAUCGCGUAGACGGCGCCGGCGCCGGCGAUGGCGUCGCCGGGCGGGAAGGGGCUGGUCGCGUGCAACGCGGCCAUCUCCCGCUGCUCGCGCGCGGGGCUGCACCGGCGGGCGCUGGCGCUGUUCACCGAGAUGCGCGCGCGGGGACUCCGCGCCGACGAGUACACCCUCCCGCCGAUCCUCAACUCCGCCGCGCUGCUCCGCGCCCCGCCCGCGGCGGCGCUCCACGCGCUCCUCCUCCGCGCGGGGCUCGCGUCGCACCUCCAUGUCGCCAACGCCCUCGUCGACGCCUACGCCAAGCUGUCCCGCCUCGGAGCCGCGCGGGCGGUGUUCGACGAAAUGCCGCGCCGGGACGUGGUCACCUGGACCUCCCUCGUCACCGGGCUCGCCCGCGCCGGAUCCCACGGCCUGGCCGUUCGCGCCUACCGCGACAUGGUCGCCGCUGGGGUCGCCACCGACGAGUUCGCCGUCGCGGCCGUGCUCAGCUCGUGCGCCGGCUCGACCGCGCUCGAGCUGGGCCGGUCGGUGCACGCCGCGGCGGUCCGGUCCGGGCACGAGCCGUUCCUCUCGGUCGGCAACUCGCUCGUGUCCAUGUACGCCAAGACCGGCUCGCUCCGCGACGCGCGCACGGUGUUCGACGCGAUGCGCUCCCGGUGCGCCAUCACGUGGACGGCGCUGAUCGUCGGGUACGCGCAGAACGGCCGGGGCAGGGAGUCCCUCGCCGUCUACGCCGACAUGGCCCGCUCCGGCUGCAGGCCGGACUACGUCACCUUCGUCGGCCUGCUCUUCGCCUGCAGCCACGCCGGGCUGCUCGACGCCGGCCGCGCCCACUUCCAGUCCAUGCAAUCCGAGCACGGCAUCUCCCCGGGGCCGGACCACUACGCCUGCAUGGUCGACCUGCUCGGCCGCGCCGGCCGCCUCGGCGAGGCCGUCGACCUGCUCGACCGGAGCCCGGCGGCCGAGCUGGACGCCACGGUCUGGAAGGCCCUCCUCGCCGCGUGCCGGACUCACCGGAACGCGGCGCUCGCCGAGCGCGCGGCCGGGAUGGUGUGGAGGCUGGAUCCGACGGACGCCAUGCCGUACGUCAUGCUGUCCAACCUCUACUCGCGGGCGCGGCGGUGGGGCGACGUGGCGAGGGUGCGCGCGCUGAUGAGGUCGCGGGGCAUCAGCAAGGAGCCCGGGUGCAGCUGGGUGGUGGUCGCCGGCGUGACGCACGUGUUCCACGCCGGGGACAGGGAUCACCAGCGGGCGGCGGAGAUCUACCGGAAGGCGGAGGAGAUGGCGGCGAGGAUCCGGGCUCGGGGGCACGUGCCGGACACCGAGUGGGCGCUGCAGGACGAGGCGCCGGAGGGGAGGGAGAUGGGGCUGGCUCACCACGGCGAGAGGCUCGCCGUCGCGUUCGGCCUCCUCGCCGUGCCAGCCGCCGCGCCCAUCCGCGUGUACAAGAACCUCCGGGUGUGCGGCGACUGCCACGCCGCGAUCAAGAUGGUCGCCGAGGUGUACGGCAGGGAGAUCAUACUGAGAGACUCCAACUGCUUCCAUCACAUGAAGGAUGGUUCAUGUUCUUGUGGAGAUUACUGGUAACUGGAGCUUAGUACGAUUGUGUUGUCUUUGACCAUUUUUGGUUGAUUCACUCUAUAGGCAAUUAGGCAUGUGCAUAAGAGAGAGAACCAGCAUUGCAUUCCAACGAGCAUCUGGGAGUCCUUUGAAAAAUUGCUUGAAUUUCUAGUAGAUCAGAUUGCAUCAAAGAUGACAGUGAUGAUGUACAAUGGGCUAGUAUGCUAGUAUCAGAAGGCCGCAUUUUACUA
This is a messenger RNA of Oryza sativa Japonica Group (Japanese rice), 2454 nucleotides long. RefSeq names its product pentatricopeptide repeat-containing protein At2g03880, mitochondrial. NCBI's taxonomy places the organism in Eukaryota, Viridiplantae, Streptophyta, Magnoliopsida, Poales, Poaceae. Gene Ontology annotation, molecular function: zinc ion binding; protein binding; RNA binding. The record is from RefSeq and is a predicted model, not a curated record. Gene Ontology annotation, biological process: RNA modification. Gene Ontology annotation, cellular component: intracellular membrane-bounded organelle.